AUCUCAGUAAACUCUCAAUUGGAGUCGUUUCGAGAAAUCUCUGAAGAUGACUUCGAGUGUUAGCCGUCGUGUCGAGUAGAUUCAUUGAGCAUUGUCCGGAUUCCAACAGCACUCGAUCCCGGAUUCUUCACUACACUCAUUUUCCUUUUUUUAUUAACGGCUUUUUUAGAUUAACAUUUCAAUGAAACAUUUUCGUUUUUAAUUUAUAUAUUAUUGUAGGGUCUAUUCAAUAAAACCUUAACUAUCCCCCCCAAAAAUUUCCUCCUACGUGACAUGCGUACUUUGUCUGAAAAAGCCCACCUGAAAUCACCUCCUCCUUCUCUUUGCGCGACGGUCUGAAAUUCAGCGACGAACGAAAUUCGGGGAAAUUAUACACAAUCGUUUUCGGGCUUUCAAGCAAAGCUCACAAAAAUAUAACUUCUUAAUGUCUACAUGUAUCCUAUGCAACAUAAGUUUUCCAUAGUUUUAUUUUAGUGUUCAUGUUGAGCUGAAAGUUCCUGGAUUUUCAAUCAGUAUUGACCAAUUUCAAGAGGGAAAAUAUUACUUCUAGAUAAUGGAGCAAAAGAACAUCUUUAUUCUACUUCUUUUAAUAAAUCUUUUACAAAUCGAUGCUCAACGAAAUAAUGGUUUAAAAAAUAGCGAUGGGGAAGAAACCAAAAAUUUCGCAGAGAUACAGAAAGUAUUAAAACAAAUCCCAACGCCGAUUCCUUUAAUAUCAUCAACGACAAUACCCACAUUAUCAAUGAAAGGAACCACGAAAAGUCCGUUACAUCCGAAUGUUCCAAUAACCGGAAGUCCCAAAGAAACUAAACAUAUACAUGUCGUACCAACUUAUCGACCGAAAAGAUCUAAUUGUACACCACCGGCUAUAGAACAAUUUCCUAAACCGUUAAUGGGACCUACAGCGAGAAAAAGUGGGGGGAUUAUUAUACAUGUUUUGGUUGCUAUUUAUACAUUUAUUGGAUUGGCGAUUGUAUGCGAUGAAUAUUUUGUUGCAUCACUUGAUAGAAUAUGCGAAGAAUUAAAAUUAUCACCCGAUGUUGCUGGUGCCACUUUUAUGGCUGCAGGAAGUUCCGCACCAGAAUUAGCUACAGUUAUUAUUGGUGUUUUCUUCGCAAAAGAUGAUAUAGGUAUUUCCGGAGUUAUUGGGUCAGCAGUUUUCAACAUAAUGUUCGUAAUAUCCGUUUGCGCUUUAUGUACAAACACUGUUUGUUACUUAAAUUGGUGGCCGCUUGUAAGAGAUUGUUUCUUCUACGCGGUAUCAAUUUUAGUAAUGUUAAUGACGAUUUUUAAUGAAACAAUAAGUUGGAGUGAAUCAUUGUUUAUGUUGUUUAUGUACGUUGUUUAUUGCGUUGUAUUACAUUAUAAUCCGCAAUUGGAAGCUUGGGCUCAAACGUUACCUGUUCCUUGUAAAAUGAGAGCGCCGGAAGAAGAAUCCGGUUUGGUUAGUUACAAAACAUUAAACGAGGAAAUGAAACGAUCUAGUUAUGGAAGUCCUGAUAAAAAUUUCGAACCUAAUGAAACCGAUGAUUUAGGAAAUUUAAGCGGGGCGCAGCUCAAUCAAAUUGCAAAUAAUCCCCCUGCUCCCCUUAAUAACCAACAACCCCCUAAACAACCGGCUGCUCAAAAUUAUUAUAGGCCUAAGGAAUAUGAUCCAAACAAACCACCAGUCGAUCCGUUAGAAAAACCUGUGGAUGGUUCACUUUACGUUCGAUUUUCUUGGGCGAUUGUUUACCCUAUACAUUAUAUGGCAAAAUUAACUAUGCCUGAUUGUCGAACGGAUAAGUACAGAAAUUGGUAUCCUUUUACAUUUUUUAUGUCAAUGAUAUGGAUAUCAUUUUAUUCAUAUUUUAUGGUUUGGAUGAUUACGAUCAUUGGAAGUACUUUUAAUAUUCCUGAUACGGUUAUGGGGUUGACUUUUGUUGCAGCUGGAGUUUCCGUACCAGAUGCAUUAUCCAGUAUUGCAGUUUUAAAAGAGGGAUAUGGUGAUAUGGCAGUAUCAAAUGCUGUGGGAUCGAAUGUGUUUGAUAUAUUAGUUUGUUUGGGAUUACCCUGGUUUAUACAAACGGCAAUUAUUAAACCUGGAUCUCAUGUUAACGUUAUCAGUAAAGGUUUAACUUAUUCAACUUUGUCGUUAUUAUCAACGGUUGUGUUUUUGGUGGGUGCUACACAUUUAAACGGAUGGAAAUUGGAUAAAAAGCUGGGGAUAAUUUUAAUGAUUUGGUAUGUGGUGUUUAUAAUAUUCGCCAGUAUGUAUGAAUUAAAUAUAUUUGGUCCGUUAAAUCCUCCGGAAUGUAUUAGUUUUUAUUAAUUGGGUACUAAAACUAUGAAUUGAUUUGAACAACGAUGGAGAUAAAUAAGAAAAAAAUGAAAUGGUAGAUAUUGUUAAAUAGCUUUUAUAUGAAUUACCAGUUGUACCGUACCAAAUUAGAUGUUAAGUGUGUACGAAAGUGUUGAAAAAAUGUUGUAGGAAAAAUAAUUUAAACUUUUUACUUCCAUGUCGAGUAAAUAAUUAAAAAAAGUUUCUAAGGUGGUAAAGAAAGCAAAAGAUAAGAUUCUUUUUGAUGAUUGUGUUCUACUUCUGCAAUAUUUAAGAAAAAA
Onthophagus taurus is the source of this 2601-nucleotide messenger RNA. Its product is annotated as putative sodium/potassium/calcium exchanger CG1090. Gene Ontology annotation, cellular component: plasma membrane. The record is from RefSeq and is a predicted model, not a curated record. Gene Ontology annotation, molecular function: calcium, potassium:sodium antiporter activity; calcium channel activity. NCBI's taxonomy places the organism in Eukaryota, Metazoa, Arthropoda, Insecta, Coleoptera, Scarabaeidae. Gene Ontology annotation, biological process: calcium ion transmembrane transport; intracellular calcium ion homeostasis.